This is a messenger RNA of Penicillium macrosclerotiorum, 3450 nucleotides long. RefSeq lists its product as uncharacterized. The transcript is spliced from 2 exons. The coding region runs from base 1 to 3450 and encodes 1149 amino acids. Lineage: Eukaryota; Fungi; Ascomycota; Eurotiomycetes; Eurotiales; Aspergillaceae. Gene Ontology annotation, molecular function: ATP binding; ATP-dependent chromatin remodeler activity. The record is from RefSeq and is a predicted model, not a curated record.
AUGGAGCCCCAUGCGGCGAUGCUUCUAAACCCAAAGGGUUAUCGGAAGCAGACUCAGCGCAAUGGUAAUCGAUCUACCCCCUCGUCCCCCACCCCCGAGAAAGAUUAUAGUACUAUGACUCCCAUAGCUCCUAAUGAGAUCCUCGCUGGCUCACACUCUCCAGGUACGACUCGACAAAGUUCUAUACAGCCUGCUUCGAACCGAUCCUCUUGCGAACCUUCACCUUCCAUUGCACCGCUUGGAACAGUGCCCAUCAUGGCCUCGUUCCCCAGCCAGCCUCGUGAUCCUUUCUCGAGCGACAUGUCCUCCACCUCGAGCCCAGCGCGUAAUACCAAGACGAACCCGGAGCACGACCUUACUGUUCAAUUUACCAGCAUCCAUGGAGAAGAAGGGAAUGAAAGCGAUGCGAAACGAAGUCACUAUGAAAUCAGCGAUAGCGACGAUAGCGCCCGCCCGCGCAACUUGAUCGAAGGCAUAUAUGACGUUGAACAGAGAAGACACCAAACAAUGAAAAGGAUGAAAAUAGACAACGGCGACUCCAACAUUGAUGCCACGAAAAAGCCGGUUACCAUAUCGGGAGUCACAGGUCUUGGCCAGUGGAUGAAAGACGGCCAGGCCAAGCCAUCUUCCCCGCUAGUUCCGGCCUUGUCAGAUGUGGUAGACUUGACGGCGGACUUUUCGAAAACGAAAGAUGAUGAUGAAUGCCAAGUCACAGGUUCAAAUGAUCUCAGUUCUCAGCGGGUCUGCUACGGCAAAAUUGAAAGCGCCAUGAUCGUUGCCUUUCUUGUGCCAAAGCCGCGCGCCAACCCCGUGCUCGGGGACGAGGCAUUGCAAUGGUCUUCAAUGAAGCUAGACUUAGAUCGCCAACCUUCUAAGGAAAACUUGAUCAUCCGAGUCAAAGAUCCAUAUGGCAAGGAAUUUGGCAACGUGGACGCGAAAACUUCCCAAGCUCUGUGCCCUUUGCUUGAUGCACCCUUCGUACACCUUGAUAUUGUGGCACGCCUGGAUAUGCGCAAAAAGCAAGAAGGUGAAGUGGUAUGGCAACCCACCAAUGGGGCUUACCGAGCUUCGUUCACACUCUAUGGUGAACGAAAAAGUGCAGAGCAAAUUGGUAAUUUCCUCGGCCAACAGAAUGUCUGGCUGGGUACACCAAACUUUGUAGAGAAUGGUGUCCCGGUUUUUAACCCACAUGCAGAAAGACGACGAGCGUUGGCCGCCACAGCCGCAGCGAACAACGGUGGCCGUGAUCGAGCAGGCCCAGCUGUCAGAUAUGAGGUGCGAACGGCAGAAGAGGUGAAUGAUGCCGUGAUGAAGAUGUUUGAUCAACUUGUCAGUGCGGAUAUCCCCACAAUGGAGCCUCCGUCUGCUGUGCAAACACCUCUCCUGCACCAUCAAAAACAAGCACUUUGGUUUAUGACCGAGAAGGAACAAGAUCGAAAAUUUGGGCCCAAGGAAGAGCAAAACAAUUCUCUCUGGCGUAUGGGACAAAAAAGAAACGGGGCCAAACAAUACCGGGAGAUUAUCAGUGGCAUAUUGCUUGAUCAAGAACCUCCGCAGGUUUUGGGAGGUCUUCUUGCAGACAUGAUGGGUCUGGGAAAGACUCUUAGCAUUCUUUCUUUGACUGUGUCCACUUUGCAGGAAGCCCAGGACUGGGCAGAGCGCAUGCCUCAACGGGACCUGAUUCGCCAUUUUCCUGGUAUUCGCAACACCCGGACAACGCUCUUAGUCGUCCCGCUCACUGCUGUCAACAACUGGACGCAGCAGGUGAAAGAACAUCUCAAACAGGACUCUCUACAAUGCUACGUUUUCCAUGGCCAAUCUCGUACGACCAAUGUGGAUGAACUUGCUGAGUAUGAUCUGGUGAUCACGACGUAUAGUACGAUUUUGAGCGAAGUCUCAGGUCGAAGCUUGAAACGCAGAAGCAGUAGUCCUUUGGCAAAAAUGAAUAUGUUUCGCAUUGUCCUUGACGAGGCCCAUGCCAUUCGGGAGCAGAAUGCCAUGCAGACAAGAGCAAUCUUGAGCCUUCAUGCCCAGCGCCGGUGGUCUGUCACUGGUACUCCAAUUCAGAACCGACUCGAAGAUCUUCUGUCCGUUACCAAGUUCUUGAGGUUAUAUCCUUACGAUGACAGGGCUCGAUUCUCCCAGCAUAUAAUCAGCCCAUUCAAAACUGGCGACCCCACAGUUUUGGCCAGCCUGCGAGUUCUAAUCGACUCCUUCACACUACGCCGAACCAAGGAUCGAAUCAAGCUUCCGAAGCGUUUAGACCGAAUCGUUACCUUGAGUUUCUCGGAGAAGGAGCAUCAGCUCCAUGAGUUUUUCCGCAACGAAUCUAACGUGAUGAUGCGGGUGAUCGCUGGAGAGGAAAAAACUUCGAUGGGUGGACGCAUGUAUCACCAUGUCUUGAAGGCCAUGAUGAUUUUGCGACAAAUAAGUGCACAUGGCAAAGAACUUCUGGAUGUUGAUGAUCGGAAGAGAAUCAAGGGCCUGACGGUGCAGGAUGCAAUUGACCUUGAAGAAGGCGGCCCCGACAAGGCUAGUGUGACUGAUAAAAAAGCUUAUGACAUGCUGGACCUUAUGAAGCAGUCGAACAGUGACAAAUGUAACCUGUGCAAUAAGCAGCUUGAGGAUCCCCUCACAGAUACUGGAUCUGUUGAUAAGGAUGCCGCGAUGGCUUACUUUUUGCCUUGCUACCAUAUUCUCUGUGUCGACUGUUUCUCAGGCUGGAAACCUUCGUUCGAUAUGAACACCGAUUCACAGGUCAGAUGCACGGUAUGUGGUGGCUGGAUUGAUAUGGAGUAUAUCGCCAUCACUCCAGGCGGCUACGAUGCAUUCAAGGAGGAGCAAGCUCUUAGCAAAAAGAUGCGCAAGCAUGGCAAGAUCCUCGGCGAUUACGAAGGACCACACACUAAGACCAUUGCUUUGGUUGAUCACUUGAAGAAGAUCGCUGCGGAGAGUGAAACGUUGAUUGAUGAACCUCCUAUUAAGACGGUGAUCUUCUCAGCCUGGACUACACAUUUGGACCUAAUCGAGAUUGCUUUGCGAGACAAUGGCUUAGAUUCUUUCGUUCGUUUGGAUGGAACUAUGUCUCUACCAGCAAGAGGCAAGGCUUUGAACGACUUUGCCAACGAUGACUCUGUUACCAUCCUUCUUGCAACCAUUGGUGCCGGUGGCGUGGGCCUCAAUCUGACUUCUGCAUCCCGAGUCUUCAUCAUGGAGCCUCAAUACAACCCCGCUGCGGUUGCGCAGGCAGUGGAUCGUGUGCAUCGCCUUGGACAGCGACGUGAUGUAGAAACCUUCCAAUUCAUCAUGAAGAGCAGUAUUGAGGAAAAGAUUCUCGAGCUGGCCAAGAAGAAGCAGCAGCUUGCUGACAUGAGCAUGAACAGAGGUAAGCUCGACAAGCGAGAAGUCCAGGAGGCUCGCAUGAGAGAGUACCGCGGCCUGUUCAAAUAG